AGUCGGAGCAGGAUGGGGCGGCGCGGGGAGAUGACGUCAAGGGCAAAGCCGGGGCUGGGAGGUAUGGCCGGGGACCGGCUCGGAUUCGAGCAACUAAGGAGCAGCGGCGGCGGCGAGAGCAGCAGAUACGGACUGAGGUGCGAAGCGAGCCGCUGAGGCAACGGGGUCUGCUGGGCGCGUGAGGGGAAGGCAGCGAGCAGGCCCGCGAGGAGAAAAAGGGGAAAGGGCGGGAAGAAAGAGGAAGCGGCCCCGGCGCGACCAGCACCGCCGCCGCCACGAAUUGGGCUGUGUCCGAGCAGGGACGCUACGAUGUCGAGCGGGGCGCCGAGCAGCGCCGUGUCGGACCCCCAGCACCCGGCCCGGCUCCUGAGGGCGCUGAGCGCCUUCCGCGAGGAGGGCCGUUUCUGCGACGCCCAUCUGGUGCUUGACGGCGAGGAGAUCCCGGUGCAGACCAACAUCCUGGCCGCCGCCAGUCCUUACAUCAGAACAAAGCUGAAUUAUAAUCCUCCAAAGGACGAUGGCUCUACGUAUAAAAUUGAACUUGAAGGGAUAUCUGUAGACAUUAUGAAAGAGAUAUUGGACUACAUCUUCAGUGGUCAGAUCAAGCUAAAUGAAGACACCAUCCAGGAUGUUGUUCAGGCUGCUGAUUUAUUGCUGCUUACCGACCUGAAAACUCUGUGCUGUGAGUUCCUAGAGGGUUGCAUUGCUGCUGAGAACUGUAUUGGAAUUCGGGACUUUGCACUACACUAUUGUUUGCGUCAUGUUCAUUAUCUUGCUUCGGAAUAUCUGGAAACACACUUCCGGGAUGUAAGCAGUACAGAGGAGUUCCUGGAACUAAGUCCUCAGAAAGUAAAAGAAGUGCUGUCCUUGGAGAAGCUGAACGUUGGGAACGAAAGACAUGUUUUUGAAGCGGUUAUUAGAUGGAUCUCCCAUGAUUCUGAGUUAAGAAAGGUUCACAUGAAGGAUGUAAUGUCAGCUGUGUGGGUUUCUGGGCUAGAUGCUACCUACUUGCGUGAGCAAAUGAUGAACGAUCCAUUGGUACGGGAGAUUGUCAAAGAGUGUAGCAACAUUCCACUCACUCCGCCACAACAGGGGGAGGCAAUGCUAGCUUCUUUUAAACCCAGAGGAUAUUCGGAGUGCAUUGUGACUGUUGGAGGUGAAGAAAGAGUAUCCCGGAAACCAUCAGCAGUAAUGCGCUGUAUGUGCCCUCUUUAUGAUCCUAACAGACAGCUGUGGAUAGAACUGGCUCCUUUAAGUACACCCCGGAUAAAUCAUGGUGUACUUUCAGCAGAAGGGUUCCUGUUUGUACUUGGAGGUCAAGAUGAAGAUAAAGCCACUUUAGGCUCUGGAGAAAAAUAUGAUCCAGAUACCAAUUCGUGGAGCUCUUUACCACCAAUGAACGAGGCACGGCACAACUUUGGCUUGGUAGAGAUUGAUGGAGUGUUAUAUAUUCUGGGAGGUGAGGAUGGAGAACGGGAGCUCAUCUCUAUGGAGUCCUAUGACAUUUACAGUAGGACUUGGAAGAAGCAACCAGACCUGACCAUGAUUAGGAAGAUUGGAUGCUAUGCAGCUAUGAAAAAGAAGAUCUAUGCAAUGGGCGGUGGCUCGUAUGGCAAGCUUUUUGAGUCUGUUGAAUGUUAUGACCCACGGAUCCAACAGUGGACAGCUAUCUGUCCACUAAAAGAGAGAAGGUUUGGGGCUGUGUCCUGUGGAGUUGCUUCAGAACUCUACGUCUUUGGCGGAGUGAGAAGUCGUGAUGACAAUCAAUCCAGUGAGAUGGUGACGUGUAAAUCAGAAUUCUAUCAUGACGAAUUUAAAAGGUGGAUCUACUUGAAUGAUCAGAAUUUAUGCAUCCCAGCCAGUUCUUCAUUUGUGUAUGGAGCUGUGCCCAUUGGGGCUAGCAUUUAUGUGAUUGGGGACCUUGAUACAGGUACCAAUUACGAUUACGUUCGAGAAUUUAAAAGAAGCACUGGAACCUGGCACCAUACUAAGCCACUAUUUCCAUCAGAUCUUCGCCGCACCGGAUGCGCAGCUUUGCGUAUAGCAAACUGCAAGCUUUUCCGGCUCCAGCUCCAACAAGGAUUGUUCCGCAUCCGCGUUCCUUCUCCUUGAGAUAUCUUCAGAACCUGAGGAGAUGGAAAGAAUAUAAGAGAGUGUCCACCAUAACAAUAUAGCUUUAUAUAAAGGAGAAACAAACACCUUGCAGCAGAAACUUAAACUGUAUGCUCGGCUUUCAUAUGGUACCUGUUCUGACUUUUUUUUUUUAACUGCUUCAAUGCUUGAGCCUCAGCAUUUGCUUUGGGGCAAGUCGUACACUGAGAAAUGGUCAAGGAGAUAUCUACAGUUCAGUUUAUCUAAAGAUACUAAACCAUGCUAUUGAAGCAGUUCCUUUGCUUCAAACCAGGAGGAGUAGAUAAAAAAAUGAGACCUGUUGAAAUGGACUGGGGGUGGGGAAUAAGUAAGGUGCAGUUUCACCAAGGAGAAUUGUUAUGAAUAACUAUGCUGUGUUAAUCUUAGAUGUGGUUAAUAACCCAAGAAAUACUGUAUGAAAACGGAUCUCACUAGUACGCCAAAAGAGAC
Molecule: messenger RNA, 2580 nt
Organism: Rhineura floridana
Lineage: Eukaryota; Metazoa; Chordata; Lepidosauria; Squamata; Rhineuridae
Gene: GAN
Product: gigaxonin
Exons: 11
Coding region: 310-2112 (600 amino acids)
Biological process (GO): cytoskeleton organization
Molecular function (GO): protein binding
Source: RefSeq, a predicted model, not a curated record